AUGUCAAAAGUAGUAAAUAGACAGAUAGAUCAUCAUUAUCAUCAACAACAUCAACACCCAACAUCAUCCAUCUAUGAAAAUAAUAGAAACAUGGAGAACGAAAAUAAUAAUCGAUUCGGUGAUUUAGGUGGAAUACCUAAUUAUAUUCCUGUAGAUGCUGUUCAUGAAAAUAAUAAUGUUCAGCAAGAGGAAGAACAACAACAACAACAACAUCAUUUUAGACACAGGUUUGGUUUACGUAGGGGUGUAAUGCCUAAUCCAUUGGCAGUUACAAAGACAUCACCUUUCGUAUCGCUCAUUGUAAUUCUCGUUAUAUUUUGGCUACUUGUAUUCCUCUUUGAUGUACCAUACGAUAUCGAUGUAUACCGUCACUAUGUAAUAGGCACUUGUUUCUUUCAUCAUUUCUAUCACCUUGAUUGGUUUCAAUACGAUGAAUCAUCAUAUAGUUUUCAAGCAACUGCCGAGGUACUUGUAAAUACAAAUAAAAAUACAAAGAAAGAAUUAAAAGAAUUAUAUCCUAGUUUUGUAAUAACGUCAACAACAGAUUAUGAAUCGAAUAAAUUACAAGAACAACAACAACAAAAACAACAGAAUAUACAAUAUAAUAAUUUAGAUAUUAAUAAUAAUAAUUUAGAGAACAACAAUAAUAAUAAUUUUAAACAAUAUUUAUAUUUACCAUUUAAAACGAAUAUAAGUAUUGAUCAGAAUAUUGGAGAGUUAACUUAUAACGCUAGAAAACCACCUUAUGAAGUUAGUAGAGGAUCACCCUAUAGCCAUCCACAUCGAUGUUUCUUCCACCCGGUGACAAAGGAUGUUACCACUACGAGGUCGGUACUACCGCUGUUUUGUGUGGCGUUGUUGGGCUUGGUGACAGUUGCCUCUAGUUUUCUGGUGUUAUCACACUCACUAAGACAGCGAUUCAAUCAGAUUCCACUGAUAUUCAUCAUCUAUAUAGUUCUACAAAUAAUAUCACUGGCAUUCCUUGACACUGUCGACUAUACAUUCUAUGACCUUGCGCAUCAGAUAGUAACACGAAUCAUUGUCUUUGGCAUAGCUGACCUUGCCUACGAGUUCCUCACCAAUUCACAACAAGAACGUGCCACUUUUCAUAUUUUCGUAUUCGUAUUAUAUAUUGCUGGAUACUAUCAUAUAAUCGUAUAA
This is a messenger RNA of Heterostelium album PN500, 1161 nucleotides long. RefSeq lists its product as uncharacterized. The transcript is spliced from 3 exons. NCBI's taxonomy places the organism in Eukaryota, Evosea, Eumycetozoa, Acytosteliales, Acytosteliaceae. Bases 1 to 1161 code for a protein of 386 amino acids. The record is from RefSeq and is a predicted model, not a curated record.